UACAGUUCCCAGGCGCCCCUGCGCUGCGGUGCCGGCGCCGGUUGGGACGCGGAGCCGAGGAGCACUGCCGGGCGCCAUGGCCCCGUGGGGCGAGCGGCUGGCUGGAGUGCGCGGGGUGCUGCUCGACAUCUCGGGCGUGCUGUACGACAGCGGCGCAGGCGGCGGCACGGCCAUCGCCGGCUCGGUGGAGGCGGUGGCCAGACUGAAGGGCUCCCGGCUGAAGGUGAGGUUCUGCACCAACGAGUCGCAGAAGUCCCGGGCAGAGCUGGUGGGGCAGCUUCGGAGGCUGGGAUUUGACAUCUCUGAGGGGGAGGUGACCGCCCCGGCACCGGCCGCCUGCCAGAUCCUGAAGGAGCGAGGCCUGCGACCAUACCUGCUCAUCCACGACGGAGUUCGCUCAGAAUUUGGUCAGAUCGACACAUCCAACCCAAACUGUGUGGUAAUCGCAGACGCAGGAGAAAGCUUUUCUUAUCAGAACAUGAAUAACGCCUUCCAGGUGCUCAUGGAGCUAGAAAAUCCUGUGCUCAUAUCACUGGGAAAAGGGCGUUACUACAAGGAGACCUCUGGCCUGAUGCUGGAUGUUGGUCCUUACAUGAAGGCGCUUGAGUAUGCCUGUGGCAUCAAAGCUGAGGUAGUGGGGAAGCCUUCUCCUGAGUUUUUCAAGUCUGCCCUGCAAGCGAUAGGAGUGGAAGCCCACCAGGCCGUCAUGAUUGGGGACGAUAUCGUGGGCGAUGUCGGCGGUGCCCAGCGGUGUGGAAUGAGAGCGCUGCAGGUGCGGACUGGAAAGUUCAGGCCCAGUGACGAGCACCAUCCGGAAGUGAAGGCUGAUGGGUACGUGGACAACCUCGCAGAGGCGGUGGACCUGCUGCUGCAGCACACGGACAAGUGACAGCCUCCUGGGAGAGCCCUGCUUCCUCCACCCCUGCCUCUCCUCCACCCACCCCAGUGCCCAGACCAGCCAAGGCCCUGACAGCCCUGCCUUCUGCCCUCUGCCUUGCUGCAUGGGCAGGCAUUUGUUCCCUACCUGGGUGGCCUGCUCCCCUGCCUGGGCCCUGACUUCAGCUCACUGUAGUGAAGUCCAGGAGGGUGGGACAGACCUGUCAGGCCUCUGGGAAUCUCCCAAACCCCAGAACUCACUCACCCACCAUGCGCACCUGGUCCUUUAAAUGCGGGAAACUCCACCUAACCGGAUUCAGAGGCACUGGCCCCGCUGCCUCCUCUUCAGACUCUUAGCAGUUCAGUGAAGAGCCUGGAAGAAACCCAGGGGCCUCCUAUGCACAGAUCUUGCAGCCCAGAACCAAGUCCGCCUCCUGCGACUGCCUAGGCACACUGCCCACCACCCCACCCCCGAAACAAUGCCAGCCCGCUGCUUUUUCUAUCCUCCCAGUCACCUUUGCAAAGACCAGGGGCAGCUCCUGAGGGAACUGUGAAGGCUCCCAUGCCACACAGCAAGAACUGCAGCCUCUGCGCCCAAGGCACACAGGGUACUUUCUGGAGCCAUUGCUGGACAGACUUAAAGGUGUCAUGCCCGGUGUGUGCAGGAGGAAACUAACAGUUCAAUAAAUUCCGCCUUGACCAGCA
Messenger RNA from Piliocolobus tephrosceles (Ugandan red Colobus), 1581 nucleotides. It is a transcript of the gene LHPP, whose product is annotated as phospholysine phosphohistidine inorganic pyrophosphate phosphatase. The coding region runs from base 77 to 889 and encodes 270 amino acids. Gene Ontology annotation, biological process: dephosphorylation. Gene Ontology annotation, molecular function: phosphatase activity; inorganic diphosphate phosphatase activity. The transcript has 7 exons. NCBI's taxonomy places the organism in Eukaryota, Metazoa, Chordata, Mammalia, Primates, Cercopithecidae. The record is from RefSeq and is a predicted model, not a curated record. Gene Ontology annotation, cellular component: cytoplasm; cytosol.